Messenger RNA from Anolis sagrei ordinatus, 8331 nucleotides. It is a transcript of the gene PTCH2, whose product is annotated as patched 2. Gene Ontology annotation, molecular function: hedgehog receptor activity; hedgehog family protein binding; smoothened binding. Gene Ontology annotation, cellular component: plasma membrane. Gene Ontology annotation, biological process: negative regulation of smoothened signaling pathway. The record is from RefSeq and is a predicted model, not a curated record. NCBI's taxonomy places the organism in Eukaryota, Metazoa, Chordata, Lepidosauria, Squamata, Anolidae.
CAACGCCGACCCGGGUCUGCUGCCUGCCUGAGGCGCGCGUCGAGGGCGCAUGGGGCGCGCGUGCAUGGCCCCCGACUCGCCCCCAUAAUGUCCACGGGCCAGCCCCGCAGGAACAGACGCCGACGCCGCGCUGAAGCCUGCCUGGCCCACGGAUCACGGCGCCCGCCCUCCCUCCGCUCGCCCCCGGCCCACCCCGGAGCAUGGCUGCCCAGCGGACGGGCCCCGGGGCCCCGGGAGGCAAGGCCCAGCGCCCCGACGGCCACAAGGCCGGACCCAAGGCAGCCUCCGCCGCCGCAGCUUCGGAUCUGCUCCGCCGCCCCAGCUACUGCCACGCCGCCUUCGCCCUCAAGCAGAUCUCCAAGGGUAAAGCCGUGGGCCAGAAAGCCCCGUUGUGGUUGCGGGCCCAGUUCCAGGCUCUGCUCUUUACACUGGGAUGCUGGAUCCAGCGUCAUUGUGGCAAAGUACUUUUUGUGGGACUGCUGGUGUUUGGGGCGCUGGCUCUAGGGCUGCGCGUAGCCUCCAUUGAGACGGAUAUUGAGCAGCUCUGGGUAGAAGAGGGCAGUCGUGUCAGCCAAGAGCUUCGGUACACCAAGGAAAAACUAGGAGAAGAAUCUCUCUACACAUCACAGAUGCUGAUACAAACUCCCAAACAAGAAGGAGAAAACAUUCUGACCCUGGAAGCCUUGGAAAUGCAUCUUGAAGCUGCUCUAGCUGCUAGCAAAGUGCAGGUCUUACUCUAUGGAAAGUCUUGGGAUCUCAACAAAAUAUGCUACAAGUCUGGUGUCCCCAUAAUUGAGAAUGGAAUGAUUGCACGGAUGAUCGAGAAGCUCUUUCCCUGUGUUAUUGUGACUCCACUGGAUUGCUUCUGGGAUGGCGCUAAGCUGCAAGGGGGCUCUGCUUACCUUCCGGGUCGACGUGAUAUCCAGUGGACCAACUUAGACCCUAUUCAGCUGAUGGAGGAGCUGGGUCAGUUUGCCUCACUGGAAGGAUUCAAGGAGAUGCUGGAUAAGGCAGAGGUUGGGCAGGCCUAUAUGGAGCGACCUUGCCUUGACCCCUCGGACCCUGAAUGUCCUACCAGUGCCCCCAACAGCCAAAGCAAGCAGAAACCAGAUAUUCCUUCUGAGCUCACCAGUGGCUGCCAUGGCUUCUCCAAAAAAUAUAUGCACUGGCAAGAGGAGUUGAUUCUAGGAGCCACAGCAAAGGACUCCCAAGGCAAAUUACAGAGAGCUGAAGCCCUUCAAAGCAUGUUUCUGCUAAUGAGCCCACGGCAGCUCUUUGAGCACUAUCGGGAUGACUAUGAGAUUCAUGACAUCAACUGGAGUGAGGAGAAGGCAGCUGCUGUGCUGGAGGCCUGGCAGCGGGAGUUUGUUGAGUUGGCCCAGGAAUCCCUGCCUGCAAAUUCGUCUCAGGCCAUACAUGCUUUCUCCACCACCACACUCAAUGAUAUCAUGAAAUCCUUCUCAGAUGUGAGUGCCAUCCGCGUGGUUGGCGGGUACCUGCUGAUGCUGGCAUAUGCCUGUGUCACCAUGCUGCGCUGGGACUGCUCCAAAUCACAGGGUGCUGUGGGCUUGGCUGGGGUUCUUCUAGUUGCCCUUUCGGUGGCAGCAGGACUUGGAUUCUGUUCCUUAAUGGGAAUCUCAUUCAAUGCAGCCACCACCCAGGUUUUGCCUUUUCUUGCACUGGGUAUUGGUGUGGAUGACAUGUUCUUACUGGCUCAUGCCUUCACAGAGACCAGCCAACAUGUCCCCAUCAAGGAGCGAACUGGUGAAUGCCUGCGGCACAGUGGCACCAGUGUAGCGCUUACCUCCGUCAAUAACAUGAUAGCCUUCUUCAUGGCUGCCCUUGUGCCUAUCCCGGCUCUCCGUGCUUUCUCUCUGCAGGCUGCUGUUGUAGUUGUUUUUAACUUUGCCAUGGUGUUGUUCAUCUUUCCUGCCAUCCUGAGCUUGGACCUUCACCGACGUGAAAAUAAGAGACUUGACAUUUUGUGCUGCUUCUACAGCCUCUGCUCCUCCCGCGUCAUCCAGAUCCAGCCUCAAGAAUAUGCUGAUGCGAAUGAUAACCAUACUGUACCUCCUUAUCCACAUGGCCAUCCAGCAUUGGCCACCAGCACCCGUAUCACCACUACAGUGCAAGCCUUCACACAGUGUGAUCCUUCUGGGUGCCACGUGGUCACCAUCUUGCCUCCCACGCAGCAUGUCUUCACCACACCUUCCACUCUUGUGCCUGCUAACCCUCUUGGCUCACAGAUCUUCACUCCUGCAAGCUCAACCCGGGAUCUUCUGGCACAAAUGGACGAGGGCAAAGGUGGCCAGGAUUGUGUGCCAUUUCCUUUUUGUCAAUGGAACUUCUCCAACUUUGCUCGGGACAAAUAUGCACCCAUUCUUCUGCAGAGCCAAACUAAGGGCAUUGUAGUAGUCCUCUUCCUGGCACUGCUGGGCCUGAGCCUAUACGGUACAACCAGAGUACAUGAUGGACUUUACCUGACAGAUAUUGUUCCACGAGGAACAAAAGAGCAUGACUUCAUUUCAGCCCAGUUCAAGUACUUCUCUUUUUACAACAUGUUUGUGGUGACCAAGGGUGGCUUUGACUACCCCAACUCCCAGAAGGCCCUCUAUGGUCUGCACCAAGCCUUCGAUGCCAUCCAGUAUGUUGUACGUGAUGAGAAGCACCAGUUGCCUAAGAUGUGGCUGCACUACUUCCAGGAUUGGCUGCAAGGUCUUCAGGCAGCCUUUGACCAAGACUGGGAAGCUGGACUCAUCACCAGAGAGAAUUACCGCAAUGGAUCAGAGGAUGGUGCCCUGGCUUACAAGCUUCUCAUCCAGACAGGCAACAAGAAGGAACCUUUCAAUCUAAAUCUACUGACCACUCGCCGCCUGGUAGAUGAGAAUGGGAUCAUUCCCCCUGAUAUCUUCUACAUCUGCUUGACAGUGUGGGUGAGCAACGACCCCCUUGGCUUUGCUGCCUCCCAGGCCAACUUCUAUCCACCACCCCCAGAAUGGAUCCAUGACAAGUAUGAUGCCACUGGCGAGAACCUUCGAAUUCCAGUAGCACAGCCCCUGGAGUUUGCUCAGUUCCCCUUCUACCUCAAUGGAUUGCGGCAGACUUCGGACUUUGUGGCAGUGAUUGAGAGUGUGCGCGCCAUCUGUGAUGAGGUGGCCCAGACGCAUGGCGUGUUCAGCUACCCUAGUGGCUAUCCUUUCCUCUUUUGGGAGCAAUACAUAGGCCUGCGCCACUGGCUUUUACAGGCCAUCAGCAUUGUGUUGGUUUGCACUUUCCUGGUGUGCACUCUGUUGCUACUCAACCCUUGGACCGCUAGUAUCAUUGUAUUUGUUCUGGCGAUGAUGACAGUUGAACUCUUUGGGAUCAUGGGCCUAAUGGGCAUCAAACUGAGUGCCAUUCCUGUGGUCAUCCUUAUUGCGUCAGUGGGCAUUGGUGUGGAAUUCACUGUACAUGUGGCCCUGGGUUUUCUCACAGCCAUUGGCAACCGAAAUGUGCGCUCCACCGUGGCCCUAGAACACAUGUUUGCCCCUGUGAUGGAUGGUGCUGUUUCCACUCUGCUUGGUGUACUUAUGUUGGCUGGAUCUGAAUUUGAUUUCAUUCUGAGGUAUUUCUUUGCUGUGCUGACCAUCCUGACAAUUCUGGGGCUGCUCAAUGGCCUAGUCCUGUUGCCUGUCCUGCUGUCUAUCAUUGGACCACCUGCAGAGGUCACACCAGCUGAUAAUGGCAGCUGCCUUCCAACACCAUCACCUGUCCCACCACCCAUCAACCACCACAGCUUUUAUGUUUGCCAGCCUGGUGGGGCCUUUAGUGACUCUUCAGACUCAGAAUACUAUUCAGAGAGCACUGGCGCAUCAGACAUUGGUGAAGAUGAUCGCAGCACAUACAUCAUCCCACCAACGCAAUCACACAUCUUGGUCAAGGCCAGCAAAAGCCCCAGCUUCCCCAAAAUUACUGUGGUGAAAAGCUGCAAAACAAGCCUUGAAUCACCUCUGUCUUUGGGCAGCCCAGAGUGGACUCAAACCGCAAUCCCUACAAGCCACAUACCUCCCUUUGCCACAGAGGUUAAAGAGACUUCAAAGCAGCAAGAGCAGACGGACCCUGGACUAGGGCCCCGGAUAGCUCGGACUGCCCCCGUUCCCUCUCGGACCAACCUUGUUACCCACGGCACCAAAGUGCCACCUCUUGGACCUGGUGGCACGUUUGCCACAGUUACAGCGACUGCAUCCGUGAUGCUGGCCUUGCACCCAUCCCUGCCUGGCUCUUGCCAGGGCUACACACAUGAGGGCUUUGAAUCUGAUGGCCCGGAGGAGUCUGGUAUAGAUCUCUCGGACAGCUUUGAACUGCAGGACCUCAGCCAGAGACACUAGCUCUGCCAGUCUAGGUCCUGGCACUCAAACUCCUGCCUCAGGGAUGGGAUGUAUACAGCAUCUCACAUGGGGAGAGGGACCCAGAUGGUUCACACACAGACACACACAUACUGUGAAGCAUGCUGGACCCAUAGAAGUUCUUCCACUGUGCCUGACCAACUGUAGAUGUAGACAGUGCCUUUGAGAACUGGAGCAAAGGGGCCGGAGGAGCUUCUUCAGUAACCAUUCAGCAAAAAGGUUGAUGGGAGAAUCUCUCAGCACCUGGUCCUCCACACUCCCAUGUCAUGUUUCUUGAGGUGUAUCUGCCAUCCAAAAACACACCAGUUUCUUGGUUGCUGGAGCUUAUGGCUUCAAAACAUCGGUUGUUUGUGUCCUUACAUUGGAUGGAUGGCCCAAAGAGUGUUGGGUCCCAGUCACCUAGAGACAGGGAAAGCUCCAGUCCCAGCAAACCUGCAGAAUGAAAGGGGCUGUUGCCCAUAUGCUGUGUGAAGCAUCUCAUGGUCAACAUCAGAACAGGGCAUGAGAAUUUCCCAAGAGCCUACCCUCCCGUGGAGAGAGCAGGACUCAACUUAUGUGUGGGGGAGAGUUCUCCCACAUUGUGCUGCUAUUCUUUUAUUUUUAUUAAUAUUAAUAUUAAUAUUAUUAUAAUAAUUAUUUUAAGCUGUAUAAAAAGAGUCACAAACCCUUACCCUUAAAAUUAUAAUAAUUAUUUUUUAUUAUUUUCACAGAUCCCUCGUUUAAAAAAAAGUGGGGGUAUCCCUUUAAGGGGAAAUGCGAGGGUGAAGUUGUAAUGGGGAGAGCAUGGAGUGAAGGGAGCAUGCAAUGGAGGGGCACCAUGUGUCUUAACGUUCUAUGCAAGCUGGUGGGACAGGAUGUGCCCUGCUCCUGCCUCCACCAGCACAAAUGCCUGUGCUUGCAUCUGCCAUGUGGUUCUUCUGGAUUUUCUUUGAAUCCCUCCCUAUUCUACCCCAUGCUUUCUGUGUCCUCCUUUUCAGCUUGUUUACCUCUGUUCUCAUCCUGGUAUCAGCUUCUCAUACAAGUGUCCUUUAAGCAAAUCUAUAGAAUCUCCUAGUACUGUAUUUCUAUUCCCAGCUUCAUAAUUUCCAAGAAACAUCAUUGCACCAUAACUAAUAGAAGACAAAUGGUAACUGCAUGGAGAUUGUUCAGAACAGAGAGUUUUCUCGUCCCGAGAAUCCUGCAAACAGGACUUUCCAUGCUCAGCCAGAGCUGAGAUGUCUGGAAAACUAAUUUGUAUAGGUGUGGAUUUAUCUGUGCUUUUGAUUCCAUAUUGUAAAUGGCGCGUCUCACAAAGUAUUUUACACUCCAACAUAGUGCUAAUGUGUUUCAUACCUGGGAAAUAUUUUGGUUAUGAUUGGAAUGCUUCAAAUAGGAAUUUGAUGUUCUAGAGAGGAUAAUGCUUUAAUAAGGAGGUUGGACUUUCUCAUGGUAAAUUCAAUCAUUCACUGUCCUCAUUGAGGGCCCUUCCACACCGCUGAAUAAAAUCCACAUUGAACUGGAUUAUAUGGCGGUGUGGACUCAGAUAUUCCAGUUGAAAGCAGAUAAUGUGGAUUAUCUGCCAGGAUAUUCUGGGUUAUAUGGCUGUGUGGAAGGGCCCUGAGCAAAUCUAUGGAUGAUACCAUAUUCUCACUGGGAUCAGUGCACACACUAUUUGUGUUACAAGUUGUGAUUGGUCGAGUUUUCUUGUUCCCUGUUCAGAUAUAAUUUGUGUGUAGGAAAAUCUCCUAUGAUAAAUUGUCCCUUAAUUUGAUCCAGGAAGGAUCUGACAACAGUGUCUCCCACUCAGAAAGAUUCUCCAUCUAGUCAUUAGAGCAGAAAGUGUUCAAAGAGAGAACCAAGGGCUGGGCAAAACAUUUCAUUUUCCUAACCAAAAGUAUGAUCGCCGUGGUUGUUGCUUCUGUUUCUAAACAAUCUUUCAAGUUCAUCUUCUUUGGUUAGAAAUCUAGAAAUGAGCAGUCACUUGGCAGGAAGAUGGGCAUUGAAGGACAAGUUCUGUUUGCAUCUGACAACACUUGAUUUCAAUGUAACCAAUCACAAUUCCUUUACUGAACAUGUCAGGUUUUUCCUUCUAGUUUAAGGACAGAGGCCCAUGCAAUUUAAAGUGGAUUUUUUAAACAGUACAUUAAAUUGUUCCAAAAAAAAAAACAGGUAGGGUUUUUUUUAAGUGUUGUCAAUUAGCCUUUCUUUUUUACGCCAUUGAAAGGAAAGAGGAGACAGAAAUAUGAACAAAUAGAGUGCCAUUCAUUCACCAGUUGACUUGGAUGUAAUGAAGCACUGCAGUUUUUCUGUGAGAUUAUUACAAAGUAAUGUCUAAACAUGGUUACCAUUUUUAUUGCCAACAUGGCUUUGAAGAGGUGAUGUAGGCAACUGUGAGGGGCAGUAAAAUUCCAGAAACCCUUUAUUAAUAAAUCUAUCAGGGGAAACCACAGUUCCCUAUGCCCCAGAUCUUGGGACAAUGGCCUGAGAUGCGGGCAGUUGUUUUCUAUCCUCACUUUCUGGUUUUCCUCUGCAGCUUUUUCUGCCUCAAUUUGUCAAAGUAAAUCCAUUUUAUUGUGUGGAAUAGGAAACCAGCUAAAACUUUGAAAAACAAUCCAGUGAGGAUGAAUGCAGAUUAUAUUGUCACUUUGACCUGGAUACAGUCCCAAACAUGCACACGUCUAACAAAAGGAUUGGGAUAAAAAUUACUUUUCGACAGUCUCAAUUGCUGGUUUUGUAAUGUUUUUAGGAAGCUUCCAACUGCAGAUGUUGAUGAGCAUGUUCGAUUCUGAUGGUUGGUUCUUUUUGCAGUGUUAAUGAUGCUUUUGGUGUGUAAACACUUUACAGCUUUGUCUGUAGAAUGAUAUAAACUAGGCAUUUCAGUUGCCCUCUACCCAUUCUUUGCUAGCAUGGAGGAUACCCCACUGAGGGCUUUCUGUGAAAUGGUGACCUUCUUGAGAAUACAGUUUUGUGCUCUUUGGACACAGUGGGCAAGGUCCCUUCCACACAGCUGAAUAAAAUCCCACAUUAUCUGCUUUGAACUGGAAUAUAUGGCAGUGUGGAUUCAUAUAACCCAGUUCAAAGCAGAUAUUGUGGGAUUUUCUGCCUUGAUAGUCUGGGUUAUAGGGCUGUGUAGAAGAGCCCCAAGGCACCUUAGCUGACCAGUUUACUUGUGUGAGAGAGCAAGUCUGAUUCACCUUGGAGUCAUUUCCCCCCUUACUUUCUUCCUUCUAACCCCCCAGCACUUUAUUAUUAUUGUUAUUUUAUUUUUAAGAACUCCCUGUACCCAAUGACUGCUGUAAUUUUACUCUCCAGCCCAUAUUGGAUUCCCUUUUAAUCUCUUGCUGCCAAGAAAAUUUCUCCUGAGGUUUUCACAGCCUGUUUGUAAUGUGAAUGCUUCAGUAAGACUGGGCCUCCAGCUAAAAUAAAUCAGCGCUGUUCAUUUACAACGAGCCAUGAUUGCUGGACCAGAGGAAAUUCCCUGUAGAAACUGGCCACAUUGCAGGGCCUGGCUGAGCCAUUUGGAUUUGCUCAGUUUGCCAGCCCAGAACUAUCAUAGGUAGCCCAGAAACUACUGUCGAGAUUAGAAUCAAGUAACAGCUGACAUUUCUCCUGCAUUGUUCCCUUAUCCAUGCUAACCACCCACUGCCUAAAAUCAGCUAAGUGCUUCUAGGAAACUCAUAAUAGAAAUGGUGCUCCCCAUUCCCCUCAACCAGUUUGGGACCAGAGAAGCAUAGGGAAAUGGUGGAGAGGGGACACACUGUGUGUGCAUGCGUGUAUUUGUGCGUGUGAGAGUGCAUGUGAUUGUGUAGCGGGUGUGCUGGAGACCUUUUAACCUGAAAUGUUGUCAUGCCAUAUAAAUUAUUUAUAUGAAAAAGAAAAAAGAUUUAUUUUUGUAGUUUGUACAGACCUCUAGCCUUGCAAUGGAAGUUUUAUUUUUAAAAGUAAAUAUAUAUUAUAUAUAAAGCUA